Molecule: messenger RNA, 1554 nt
Organism: Anopheles nili
Lineage: Eukaryota; Metazoa; Arthropoda; Insecta; Diptera; Culicidae
Gene: chinmo
Product: zinc finger protein chinmo
Exons: 6
Coding region: 1-1554 (517 amino acids)
Biological process (GO): regulation of transcription by RNA polymerase II
Cellular component (GO): nucleus
Molecular function (GO): protein binding
Source: RefSeq, a predicted model, not a curated record
AUGGAUCAGCAACAGUACUGCCUGAAAUGGAGCAACUAUUCGUCGAACCUGGCCGCGGCCUUCUCCAACCUCUUCGAUUCGGCCACCCUCACAGACGUGACGUUGGUUUGUGGAGGAACCGUAUUCAAUGCUCACAAAGUAAUCCUGGCGGCAUGCUCCAAAAACUUUGCCGACCUCUUCGAGCGGGCUCCGGUCGGCACGGGACAGAUAUGCGUCAUGCUGGAGGCGACCUCCGCGGACAACAUGCACGCCCUGCUCGAGUUUAUGUAUAAAGGCGAGGUGCACGUGUCGCAGAAGGCGCUGGAAAGCUUUCUGAAGGCAGCUGAGAACUUGCAGGUUAAAGGGCUCACCACCGAGCAUGGUCGGUUCGCGAGCGCCAACGCCAGCCAACCGUCACAGUCACCGUUCCACGGUCCGCCGAACGAUCUGCCAUCACCCGCCAUCCGUCGGCAGCAGAGGAACAGUCUAUCGUCCUCGCUAGAAUCGAUCAACCGGGCAGUGAAGCGAGAAAACGACAGCGUCGUCGGAAGUGCCACCAGCGGUGGAAACGGCUCCAGCCACGGCGUCGGAACCGGAGGUGCUGGAGGUACCGGUAGCGUCGGCAGCGGAUCGGACCGUGGGUGCGGCACGGGUGUAGGCCGCGGAAGCGAUCGAGGCGAUGGUGGAGUUGGCGGUGGUGGUGGUGGUGGCGGAGGAGGAGGCGGUGGUGGUGGCGGCGGUAACACACCAGCGUCCAGCUUCUCCACGUACCUGCAACCGUCGUAUCUGCCGGCGUCCUACGAAAACCGGAAACGGUCACUCCGGAGUCCGUUCUACGAGCACCAGGAGGCGACACGGGACAGCGUGCUGCGGGAUGGAAAGGCCAGCACAGGCAACGGCAGCCCGGUGAGUGGCAGUAAAAACUAUCGACCAUCGAGCAGCGGUUCAUCGGCGACACCAACGGAAGCGGACACUAUACACACGGAUCGGGAUUCACCGCAACAGUCGAAUCGGUAUGAAAAUCACAGUCCCAGCACAACGCACCAUGGCCACGGUAACGGACCGGUAUCAUCGAACACAAUGGAUCGGGAUGAUCGCAACGAUCACAACGGCUCGGUAGACCACAAGGUGAAACACGAAUGUCGAGAGGGCAACGAGGCUGGCGCGGAAGAUUUACGAGUAAAAAUGGAAAUGCGACCGAUUCAGUCCCCACUGCGAUCAUCGGCACCGUCCACGCCUACGACACCGGUUGGGUUUAUCAACGUGAAGGGUGGCCUCGAGGCGGCGAUACCAUCGGUCGACAUGCUGGGCAUGAUCAGCACACCGCGGGAAAGCGUCACCACGGCGGAUGGUUUGCUGUGCGUUCCAGGCAAAAAGCUGCAGUGCCCGCUCUGUGACCGGCAGUACGGCUACGAGACGAACCUUCGGGCGCACAUCCGCCAGCGGCAUCAGGGCAUCCGCGUGCCAUGCCCGUACUGCAGCCGGACGUUCACGCGCAACAACACCGUCAGAAGGCACAUCGCGCGGGAGCACAAGCAGCAGACGCAGUUUAUGCCGAGCCAGCUGCACAGCUAA